This is a messenger RNA of Acanthosepion pharaonis, 2331 nucleotides long. The record is from the annotation of a GenBank genome assembly. NCBI's taxonomy places the organism in Eukaryota, Metazoa, Mollusca, Cephalopoda, Sepiida, Sepiidae.
AUGGCGUCGGAAACCGACAUUCCAGAAACUGGUGCCAUCUUCACAUUUGGGCGUUCACGUUUUGCUGGAAACGAACCCAGUAGAUUCUGGGUACGAAAUGACCGCAUCUUACAGCUGGCCUGUGGAGAUGAACACACAGCCUUGGUCACUGAAAGUGGACGAAUCUUCACAUUUGGCUCAAAUGAAUGGGGUCAGUUGGGUCUUGGAGACACUAUACCCAGAGAUAAACCAUGUUGUAUUAAGGAUCUAAAGAAAGAAAAAGUUGUCUUAGUAGCUUGUGGUAGGUCCCACACUAUUGUCACAACAGAGUCUGGUCAGUUGUACACAUUUGGUUCCAAUGGGGAAGGUCAGCUUGGAGUGAAAGAUAUUGACAAACACAUAACUCCCGUUCAGGUGGACAGCUUCCCUCCAAAUAGCAAAUACAAAAUGGUGGCUGCUGGAGUUGAUCAUUCUGUUUGUCUCACAGGAAAUGGUGAUGUUUAUGUUUGGGGUGGCAACAGUGAAGGACAGUUAGGGACUGGCAGCAAUGAAGAUAACCCUGUCCCCACCUUGUUGUCCGUAGGGGAGCCCGUAGUUAGCAUAGCUGUUGGCUAUUAUCAUACUGCACUGUUGACAAAAACUGGAUUGGUGUUUGUGUUUGGUGAGGUGGAUAGUGGAAAGCUUGGACUUGGGAAUGAUAUUUGCAAUUGCCGACAACCCCAGAAACUGUUGCUCAAGGGUGAGCAGAUUCAAGCUCUAUCAUGUGGUGGAUCUCACACUGUCUUGCUGACUGAUCAGAAAGAAGUCUACACUUGUGGAAAUGGAGAAAAUGGUCAACUUGGUCAUGGACCAUCCAAGCAACAACUUUCAGUCCCAGAGAAAUUAAAUCUUCCUUUCAAAGUGACUGCCAUUUGCUGUGGGGAAAACCACACGGCCCUCCUCUCAGAUGAUGGCUACCUGUACACAUGUGGAGAUGGAAGACAUGGCAAGCUUGGUCAAGGAAAAGACAGUUACUCCAAUCAGUUCCAGCCAUCUCGGCUUCAUAGAUUCGAUCCAUUCAUUGUUGACAAGGUUGCUUGUGGAGGUUGUCACAUGAUGGUGCUGGCACAUCACAGGUGCAUUCAAAAUGGGGACAGUCUUGAGUGCAUGCCCAAACUGAGCACUGAAGGAAAUCAAAUUCUGCUGGAAAAUGCAGUAAAUCUUUCAGGUACAUUGUCAGCAAGAGACCGGCGCCGACAGACAACAGAUUCUUCCCUUUCUUCCCUCAACCGUACACUUCCAUCUUUGUCUGGAAAAACAUUACUGCUUCCUCACAACCCUGAUCAUCUACAGAAUUCCAUAGCACCUGCUGUUGAAGUUCGGCAUUUACCAAGACUGAGGAACAAUUUGUCAAUAGGAACAGUACCAAAGACAGAUACUGCAGAAGAUAGAGGCAAAAAAGAAACUGAAUCCACAAUUCAUUCGAAUGAAGAUGAACUAAAAUAUGGCAGCCAAAAUAGUGGCCAGCUGCCAGUGAAAAGCAUAUCAGAAAUCUCCAGGCCAAAAGCAGCUCCAAGAAAGCUCAAACCUGUCGAUGCAAGAAAUGGACAUGUCACUGUUGAAAAUGGCUCCAAAGACUCAUUGGAAGAAAGUUGUCUUCCAGUUGUCGAUGUUGAGAAGAAAGAUGAUGUGAACAAAGUUAAAAUAAACAAUAUUCACAAUAAUGAUGAUGUUGCCAACCAUAAAAUGCCUAUUUCACAAACAAAUGGUUUUUCCCCAAAUAUUAGUAAUGGUGCUACUGUCAGUGCCAUGAUUGUUGAAGAUGAAAGUGAAAUAACAUUAUCUCAAGAGAAGAAGAAAAAGAAAAAAAAGGAAGAUAAAGGAAAAAUCAAGACAAAAGAAAAGGAAAAAAAGAAGAUUAAAGAACCUUCUGAAGUGAGGCUGGAGUCUGACGAAUCUGAAACUGAAGAACCAAGAGAAGGCAAGGAUAAUAGAGAGAUAAAGCCACUGAAGGCACCAAAGAAAGUGGAAAGGAAAAAGAUCAAAAAACUGAAAGAAAGUGAAAGAAAGAGUAAAGAAGAGAGUGAGGAGGAGGAGGAGGAGGAGGAGGAAGAAGAAGAAGAAGAAGAGGAGGAGGAGGAGGAGGAGGCAAGUGAAACAGAGAAAAAAGAUGGAAAGAAUAAAAAUUCACCAAGCAAGAAAAAUUCAAAGACAAAAGCAGGUGAAAAACUUCAAGGGAAAAAGGAGGAGGAAUGUUCUGAAGAAGAGGAAAUCUCCAGACAGAGGCUGAGGACCAAGAAGAUACCACAAAUAAAAAGUCCUCAACUUGUAGCAUCUUAUAAGCAGACUUUUACAGUUGUUGACCAUGUUUGA